AGACUUCCUCUCCCAAAUAUUGCACCUUAUGAGUGUUGUAUCUUGUGCCAGCUUUAAAAUUCUCAACAGUGAGAACUAGAACGCACGCACACAUAUAUAUAGACACACACACAAAUCUUCAAGGUAGAGAGAGAGAGAGACUGGUUUUGCUUAAUCUCUGGAAAUCAAGAGAAAGAGAGAGAGAGAGGCUUCUCUUGCUUGAUCUGUGUAAGUCAGAUUGAGGAUGUGGAAAUUGAAGAUUGCCGAAGGUGAUGGAGCAUGGCUCACCACCACCAACAACCACGUUGGAAGACAGUACUGGGAAUUCGAUCCCGAAGCCGGAACACCUCAACAACGAGCGGAGGUUGAGAGGGCUCGUCACGACUUCAACAAGAACAGAUUUCGAAUCAAACAAAGCGCUGAUUUAUUAAUGAGAAUGCAACUUACAAUGGAGAACCCAUGUGGGCCCAUUCCAGAAGCAAUAAAAUUGAGAGAAACGGAGGUUAUAACAGAGGAAGCUGUGACAACUACACUGAAGAGGGCUAUCAGCUACUAUUCAACCAUCCAGGCCCAUGAUGGCCACUGGCCUGCUGAAUCUGCUGGCCCUUUGUUUUUUCUACCUCCUCUGGUCAUAGCUUUGUAUGUCACAGGAGCUCUAAAUGCUAUUCUAUCACCAGAACACCAGAAGGAGAUCAUUCGCUACCUAUACAAUCAUCAGAACGAGGAUGGAGGUUGGGGCAUACACAUAGAGGGACACAGCAGCAUAUUUGGUUCAUCCCUUAGCUACAUUACAUUGAGGCUACUUGGAGAAGGACUAGAAGAUGGUGAGGACAGGGCCAUGGCUAGAGCACGCAAAUGGAUCCUUGACCAUGGCGGUGCAGUGGGAAUUCCAUCUUGGGGAAAGUUUUGGCUUACGGUACUUGGAGUGUAUGAAUGGGAAGGCUGCAACCCUAUGCCUCCAGAGUUCUGGCUGCUACCAACAAUCUCUCCCAUUCAUCCAGGCAAAAUGUUGUGCUAUUGUCGCUUGGUGUACAUGCCUAUGUCGUAUUUAUAUGGAAAGAGGUUUGUUGGCAAGAUCACCGGAUUAGUCAAAUCUCUAAGACAAGAACUCUAUACUGAACCUUACCAUGAGAUAAAUUGGAAUAAAGCUCGAAACACAUGUGCAAAGGAGGAUCUCUACUACCCACAUCCUCUGGUACAAGAUAUGCUAUGGGGAUUUCUUCAACAUUUUGCUGAACCUAUUCUGACGCGUUGGCCUUUUUCUAAAUUAAGAGAGAAGGCUCUGAAACUUGCAAUGGAACAUGUACAUUAUGAGGACAAGAAUAGUAGAUACCUUUGCAUUGGAUGUGUAGAAAAGGUGUUAUGUCUAAUUGCCUGCUGGGUGGAAGAUCCAAAUUCAGAAGCAUACAAGCGCCAUCUAGCCCGAAUUCCUGAUUAUUUUUGGCUAGCAGAGGAUGGCCUGAAAAUGCAGAGCUUUGGCUGUCAGAUGUGGGAUACAGCUUUUGCUGUUCAAGCAAUUAUCUCAAGUAAACUUACUGAAGAGUAUGGACCUACACUUAGGAAAGCACACGACUUUGUAAAGGCGUCACAGGUUCGCGACAACCCUUCUGACAACUUCACUAAAAUGUAUCGACACAUUUCUAAAGGGGCAUGGACAUUCUCAAUGCAAGACCAUGGCUGGCAAGUCUCAGAUUGCACAGCAGAAGGGCUAAAGGCUUCACUUCUUUUCUCACAAAUGCCACCAGAACUCGUUGGGGAAAAAAUACAAACAGAGUGUUUAUAUGACGCCGUGAAUGUCAUUCUUUCCCUGCAAAGUAGCAAUGGUGGUUUUCCAGCUUGGGAACCCCAAAGAGCGUUUCGCUGGUUAGAGAAGUUCAACCCCACAGAGUUUUUUGAGGAUGUUCUCAUUGAGAGAGAGUAUGUGGAAUGCACUGCAUCAGCAAUUCAGGGCUUGGCACUCUUCAAAAAGUUGCACCCUGGACACCGAACAAAGGAAAUAGAAAGCUGCAUUUCAAGAGCUAUACAAUAUAUAGAAGAGACACAAAAUCCAGAUGGUUCAUGGUAUGGUUGUUGGGGAAUUUGCUACACUUAUGGUACAUGGUUUGCAGUGGAGGGGCUUGCAGCUUGUGGGAAGAACUACCAUAACAGUCCCACGCUGCGUAAGACAUGUCAAUUCUUGCUAUCAAAGCAGCUACCAGAUGGUGGAUGGGGAGAGAGUUAUCUUUCAAGCUCAAACAAGGUGUAUACAAAUCUAGAAGGCAACAGGUCAACUUUGGUACAGACAGCAUGGGCUCUAUUAUCCCUCAUAGAUGCUGGACAGGCUGAGAUUGAUCCAACACCCAUAGAUCGCGGAAUGAGGCUACUGAUUAAUUCACAAAUGGAAGACGGGGAUUUUCCUCAACAGUGUUGGCUGCAGGAAAUAACUGGAGUGUUCAUGAAGAACUGUACUCUGAAUUACUCAUCCUACAGAAAUAUAUUCCCUAUAUGGGCUCUUGGUGAAUAUCGGCGUCGCGUAUACGCAUGAAGCUCUAAAUGUCAAGGCCGAAGGCUAGGGACAACCACUUAAAGAAUAAACCUUCAAAGAGGAGGGCUAUACCCAUAUGCAACUGUUAUCUGUGUGAUGUAUGCAGAUUGCAGACACUACUAUGUUACAUAUUAUAUAUGUGUGUGUGUGUGUGCUUGAAUAUAUAUGCCGUUAGCAACUUGUAAAACAGUUCAUAAGCUUUUUCCCAGUGUCUUGUUCAACAUUUCUCUCCAUUAGUGUUUGAAGUAUGAGAGGGCAUAGAAACCAAAACUACAUGUACGUAAUGUAUUAUUUGAAUCAAAGUAUAAUAUAUCCCUAGGAAAA
Messenger RNA from Cornus florida, 2827 nucleotides. Its product is annotated as lupeol synthase-like. Gene Ontology annotation, biological process: triterpenoid biosynthetic process. Gene Ontology annotation, molecular function: intramolecular transferase activity. Lineage: Eukaryota; Viridiplantae; Streptophyta; Magnoliopsida; Cornales; Cornaceae. Gene Ontology annotation, cellular component: lipid droplet. The record is from RefSeq and is a predicted model, not a curated record. The coding region runs from base 224 to 2503 and encodes 759 amino acids. The transcript has 19 exons.